AGCCAAACAAAGCAGCUCAGCUCUCUCUCUUUUUUUUUUUUUUUUUUUGCGAAUAGUUACUUGCUGAUUUAUACUGGAUGUUAUUGCAUUUGAAGGGAAUAUAUACUUUCCUUAUGGGGACCGGAGGAAAGGAUGAUGUCACUUGUUGUACCACCUCUUCACUGCACCGGAGACAGAAAGUGAGGAAACAUUGGAAAGCUCUCGUUUCUUGACAUCAACAAUGAAAAGCAUGACAUUACACAGAAGAUGGAGAAUAUUUGGCAUUCUGGCCACAGUCACGUUUAUCUGUAACUUUCAUACUACGACAGCCGUUGACAUCCCGCUGGAAGUUGAGCAGCUGCCCACCAUCACUGCUCAGUCGCCAAGCUCCCUUAUCGCCUUCCCAUUUGACGAGAGUUAUCCGAUGACGUGCGAGGCCAAAGGGAAUCCCAUGCCAGAAUUCAGAUGGAUGAAAAAUGGCCAGGAAUUCGACCCUUCGUCAGACCCCCGGCUGAUGAAAGAAGAGGAUUCUGGGACUUUUGUCAUCCCCAAUAAUGGAAACCUUACAGAGUAUCAGGGAACGUAUCUUUGUUACGCCUCUAACAAACUGGGGACCGCCACAUCGAGGGAGAUUGAAUUCAUUGUCCCCCAUGUCCCAAAGUUUCCAAAAGAAACACUUGAUCCUGUUGUGGUGGAGGAAGGCCAGCCUUUUACUUUAAAAUGCGACCCACCUCAAGGAAUCCCCCCGCUGCAGAUCUAUUGGAUGACUAUCAACCUCCAGCAUAUUGAACAAGAUGAGCGGGUGUCUAUGAGCUUGAAUGGAGAUCUGUACUUUUCUCACGCGGUCGAAAAAGACAGCAGAAGAGACUACUGCUGCUUUGCUGCCUUCCCAAGAAUACGAACCAUCGUUCAGAAAACAGCAAUGUCGGUCGUUGUCAACACAAAAAAAAGUCAUGGCUUGAGUCCUGAAGUUGCCAAUGCCAUCCUGCAGCGGAGACCUUUGCUUAUGACGCCCUCUGGUGUCCGGACAGAGAAACGUCUCGUCAGGGGAGACGACAUGAAAUUGGAGUGCAUUCCUGAGGGAUUUCCAACUCCACAGGUCGAGUGGGUUAAAAUGGGUCAUAAACUCCCAGCAAGGGCCAAACUGGAAAGUCAUGGAAAAUUGCUGAUUGUGCCAAGUAUCGAACAAGAAGACAGCGGCAAGUACAUGUGCAAGGCCAAGAACAGACUGGGAGAGGUGGUCCAUUAUUUCACAGUCAUCGUUGAAGAGCCUCCAGAGUGGCUGUCGGAGCCUGAGAGUCAGCUCAGUAUGAUUGGCUCAGAUGUGCUCAUCAAGUGCUCAGCGAGUGGGACUCCACAGCCGGCUAUCACUUGGAGGGUGAAUGGUCUGCCGUUGCACGAAGCGCCGGCGGCAAACAGAAAGGUGUUUGAUGACACCAUCAUUUUGCACAAUGCCAAAGCAUCUGACAGUGCGGUCUAUCAGUGCCAAGCGUCCAACCCACAUGGAACCCUCCUCGCCAAUGCAAACAUCAUGGUCAUGAAUCUCCCUCCGAUGAUUCUUACAACGCAGGGGGAGGAUUACACGGCUGUGGAAGGGAGGGGGGUGGUGAUGCACUGCAACGUCUUCAGCUCUCCGCCAUCGACAAUCACUUGGAGCAAAGAUGAUUCCUCUGAAUCGGUGGUGGGGCCGAGGUUUACCGUGCAUGACAGCGGCUCAUUAGAGAUCUACACCACAGAAAAAGAGGACACGGGACAGUAUACGUGUUACGCCAAAAACACAGAAGGCUCAUCCGCCAUUGAAGCUUCGCUUUAUGUGACAGAUGCCACAAGAAUAACGGCGGCCCCGGAAGACCAGCAGAUCCUCGUCGGCACCACAGCCCAGUUUUCAUGCCUGGCAGAAUACGACAAGUCCUUCAGCAACGACUUUGAGCUCCUGUGGGAAAAAGACGAUAUGAACAUCGGCUUGAAUUAUACGGAGAAUUCAAGAUUCUUUGUGGAGGAUGGUAUCCUUCAAAUUGUCAAUGUGAGCCACAGAGAUCAGGGUGUAUAUAAAUGUGUCGGAAGAACUCCGGUGGACCAGGACACUGCCUCAGCAUUGCUCAUGGUUUUAGAUGUCCCCGAUGCACCUGAGCACUUGGUGCUCUCAGAACACAAGACCAAAAGUGUGAAACUGAAAUGGACCCCGGGAGACAAUCACAACAGCUCAAUCACAGAGUUUAUUAUUCAAUACGAGGAGAGCCAGUGGGAGCCUGGAAAUUGGAAGGAGCUCCUCAGGGUACCCGGGAAUCACAUUUCGUCCGUCCUCAAACUACACGGUCACGUCGACUACCGCUUCCGUGUGGCUGCCGUUAACGGUGUCGGGAGGGGUCGUCCCAGCGAGCCCACAGAGAGAUACAAAACUCCUCCGACAGCCCCUGACAAGAACCCGGAAAAUAUCAAAAUCGAAGGUCAUUUGCCGCAUGAAAUGGAUAUCAACUGGGAGCCCUUGUUGCCAAUUGAACACAACGGGCCCGGUCUGGAGUACAUAGUGAGCUACAGACGGCAAGACUUGGAGGAUGACUGGAAGAAGCACACGGUGAAGAGACACUCGUUCGUGGUGAAGAAGACACCCACCUUUGUGCCCUAUGAGAUCAAGAUCCAAACCAGGAACAACCAGGGUUGGGGCCCCGAGCCCACCGUAGUGACUGGCUACUCCGGCGAAGAUUCUUUCUUUUGGACAUGUCCUCAGGAGUCCAAAACAGUUCCGUCCGCCGCACCUGAGGAUGUUGCUGUGGUGCUGAUGAACAGCUCAGCGGUCAAGGUCAGCUGGACUCGUGUAAACAAGGACAAGUUGCAUGGACAUCUGGGAGGUUACCGGAUUAACUGGUGGCGUCUGCGCAGUUUGCUGGAUUUGAAGAAAAGCCACGGACACAAACAAACGCUGACGUUACCUGGCGACCGCAACCACGCGAUCGUACCCAAACUACAAGCCUUCUCUGAGUACAGUCUCAUUGUCAUGACCUUUAACGGUCGCGGCAACGGUCCAGGCAGCCAUCCCGUCAACUUCAAAACCCCGGAGGGAGUUCCUGAGAAAAAUCCAGUUUUCAAGGUGACUGAUACACAGAAGCACACGGUCUCUCUGGCUUGGGCCCCACCAUCGGAGCCUAAUGGGAUUCUGACAGGAUACCUUUUAGCGUAUCAGCUAAUUAACAACACAGAGGAAGUCGGACAACUGCAGAGUAUUGACAUCAGCAAGCCCGACACGACCAAGUGGACCCUGCGGGACUUGGAACCUUUAAGCAAAUACAAGUUCCACCUGCGUUCCUGCACCAGGGUGGGCUGCGGGCCCAAUAGCAGCGAGGAAAGUACCACCACCCUUGAAGCAAGUCUUGCCAGCAUCCACGGCGGAAUAUCUAACCAGGGCUGGUUUAUUGGCCUGUUGUGCGCCAUUGCUCUACUCACACUCAUCGUGCUGAUUGCCUGUUUUGUCAACAGAAAUAAGGGAGGAAAAUAUUCAGUAAAAGAAAAAGAAGACCUUCAUCCAGACGUGGAGUCCCAGGGUAUGAAUGACGACACAUUUUGCGAAUACAGCGACAAUGAUGAGAAGCCACUAAAAGGCAGCCACCGCUCUCUGAGCAGAGAGAUCAAAGCGGGGGACAGCGGGGACAGCCUGGUCGACUACGCUGAAGAAGACACUCACUUCAACGAAGAUGGCUCCUUUAUUGGCGAGUACGCCGGCCGUAAGGAGAAGAGGAUGUCAUCUGAGAUCAAAGCCGCCGCACAGAGCCCGGCAUGAGCAGCCCAACUUCAUCCAUCUUCCGCCAUGCACACCGUUUUCAUUAAAACUGCUCACAGGGGCAAAUGGAAGGGAACACAGAGGAGAGUGCGGUAGACCACACGUUUUGUGUCAAAUGCAAUACGUCUUGUCAAUGGCACUGACGUCCAUUUUCGAAAGUUCUUGUUUGCAGCUCAAUGACCAUUUAUAAAUACUUAUUUGUAUUUAUAUAGUGUCAACCCUUGCAUACUGUGGAUUUAUGUUUUUUUUUAAUAUAUAUAUUUUGAUUUUGUUAUUUUGGGGCGUGUUUCUGUGGUGUGUUAACCCCCGCCAUUUCCCCCCAUUUUUGUAGAAAAUGUAAAGUGAAUGUUUAUGAGCAUUUUUUUUUUUCCAUUUUUUGAAGAAUUGUUGGUUUCGCUAAAAAAAGAUAUUCAGAACUUUGCUGGAUCUGCUUCAUUCAUAUAUAUAUAAAUUCAAACGCAUUCUUUUGGCAGAGUAAUUUGUGAUUUAUCUUUCCUGUUUGAGAUAGCUUCACAAUACGAUCUGUCUGUAAAGGCUACUUCUUAACUUAUUACUUCCCAGUGGUAUUUUACUGGACAUCAUACAUAUUUUUGAGUCCUGAUUCUGUUGAUGUUAGAAGUAAAAAUGUUGUCAUUUUGCCUCAUAGGGAAUACGAUCUUUAUUGUUUGAUCGCUAUAACAGCCCAGUUUACAAAAUGUCACUUGAUGGACGUAUAGAAUAGGUGAUUUUGAGAUUUCAACAUAUAUAUUUUUUUGCAAAUUACAUCAUUUCAGUGUGUAAAAAUAUUACAAAAAUGUUAACGAAAGGAAACACUUUGUUACAGUUGACACGUCGUUUGUUAUUUUACAUAAAGUCUAGCACCAGAGUCACUGAAUUGUUUU
Messenger RNA from Syngnathus acus (greater pipefish), 4635 nucleotides. RefSeq names its product cell adhesion molecule L1-like b (gene chl1b). The coding region runs from base 221 to 3754 and encodes 1177 amino acids. Gene Ontology annotation, biological process: cell-cell adhesion; brain development. NCBI's taxonomy places the organism in Eukaryota, Metazoa, Chordata, Actinopteri, Syngnathiformes, Syngnathidae. The record is from RefSeq and is a predicted model, not a curated record. The transcript is spliced from 27 exons. Gene Ontology annotation, molecular function: cell-cell adhesion mediator activity.